Olea europaea var. sylvestris is the source of this 1626-nucleotide messenger RNA. RefSeq names its product thiosulfate/3-mercaptopyruvate sulfurtransferase 1, mitochondrial-like. Gene Ontology annotation, cellular component: mitochondrion. The record is from RefSeq and is a predicted model, not a curated record. The transcript has 12 exons. Bases 361 to 1398 code for a protein of 345 amino acids. Gene Ontology annotation, molecular function: thiosulfate-cyanide sulfurtransferase activity. Gene Ontology annotation, biological process: transsulfuration. NCBI's taxonomy places the organism in Eukaryota, Viridiplantae, Streptophyta, Magnoliopsida, Lamiales, Oleaceae.
CUAUAUUUCCUUUAAGACAAUCGGUUUUGCUUCGUGGUUUUUUUCUGGUUAUGUAUUUUUGUCGAUGGGGUUUAUCAACUUUUGUAUCUUUAACAAUUCUUGAUUUCAUCUAUUUCUGAAUCUCCGUUCUAGGCUUCAAGUCUCCCCAAAAUUUGCAGAACAUUUCAACUUAUAAUUUCUUUGUCGAUAACUGUGUGAGGUUUUUAUUUUUUUUAUUUUUUGUUGGUAAUCUUCACUACUGGGGUAAAUUUGUUACCGUAUGACGAGAAUACAUUAACAUCGCACUCCAAGGGGAGUAAAAAGGGAACUUUCCAGUGACCGAGAGCAAUUUCAGUUCCCAAAUCUGUCUCUGGAAAAUAGAUGCAUUUUUUUGCUGUGCUUAAAAGGCUUGGGAUUUGCAGUAUGUCUUCGUCAGCAGCUGUGCCGGAAGCUUCAUUUGACUCCCAGUUAUUGUUGACUAAUGAGCCUGUUGUUUCAGUUGACUGGCUCCAUGCUAAUCUCCGAGAGCCUGACUUGAAGGUGCUAGAUGCCUCCUGGUACAUGCCAUAUGAACAGAGGAACCCACUUCAAGAAUAUCAGGUUGCACACAUUCCCGGUGCCCUUUUCUUUGAUAUUGAUGGCAUAUCAGAUCGAUUUGCCAAUUUGCCACAUAUGCUGCCAUCAGAGGAAGCAUUUGCUGCUGCUGUUUCUGCACUAGGAAUUGAGAGUAAAGAUAGAGUUGUUGUUUAUGAUGGAAUGGGCCUUUUCAGUGCAGCUCGUGUUUGGUGGAUGUUUCGAGUGUUUGGGCAUGAUAAAAUUUGGGUUUUAGAUGGAGGCAUGCCAAGAUGGCAUGCUUCAGGAUUUGAAGUUGAAUCGAGUGCUUCAAGUGAUGCUGCAUCAAAUGCUCUCUUGCAAGCUAGUGCUGCCAUUGAGGCAAUAGAGAAAGCAUAUCGAGGACAGCCAGUUGGGCCAGUUACCUUCCAAACCAAAUUCCAGCCCCAUUUCAUCUGGGCAGUAGAACAGGUUAAGAAGAACAUUGAAGAAAAAUCAUUUCAACAUAUAGAUGCUCGCUCAAGAGCUAGGUUUGAUGGGGUUGCACCAGAGCCUCGAAAGGGAUUAAGAAGCGGACAUAUACCAGGAAGCAAAUGCAUUCCUUUCCCUGAGAUGCUGGAUGGCUCACAGGCACUCUUACCUGCAGACGAGCUUAAGAAAAGAUUUGAACAAGAAGGGAUAUCAUUGGACAAGCCUAUACUGACUUCAUGCGGCACUGGUGUAACUGCUUGUAUCCUCGUAUUGGGGCUCCAUCGACUUGGGAAGACUAAUGUUCCGGUAUAUGAUGGGUCGUGGACAGAAUGGGCAACAAAACUGGACGUUUCCAAUGACGCUCGCAGUGCUUAUGAAGGAUUGCCGGCUAAAUGAAUGUCAAGUCUAUAGAUUAUUCGAUUCUCUCCAUUGCUAUAUUAUAACUGCUGUGAGAACUACACUUUCAUAUAUAGUUUGAAAAUCUUUUGUCCAUUUGAUGUAUCAAUCACCAAACUCUAAUGAAUUUGAACAUCGAAAUGUUUCUGACUAUUGAACCCUCUUUUGUACCAGCGAUCGAGCAUUCUGACCUUUGUUUUAUGUGCAGAUAAUUGAUGUUACUCUUCA